Molecule: messenger RNA, 877 nt
Organism: Haliotis rufescens (red abalone)
Lineage: Eukaryota; Metazoa; Mollusca; Gastropoda; Lepetellida; Haliotidae
Product: tripartite motif-containing protein 2-like
Exons: 2
Coding region: 272-877 (201 amino acids)
Biological process (GO): protein polyubiquitination; proteasome-mediated ubiquitin-dependent protein catabolic process
Molecular function (GO): ubiquitin protein ligase activity; protein binding
Source: RefSeq, a predicted model, not a curated record
GCUGGACCUGAAGGCUACUCCUGUGUUACAGGACACCAUUAACGUGCUGGACCUGAAGGCUACUCCUGUGUUACAGGACACCAUUAACGUCAGAGUAGCAGGAGAUACACAUGGAGCAUGCCCCAAUGACGUGAAGGUGUUUGUGGUGAAUGGUACAGACACAGUGGUAGUCACAGACAACAACAACAACAGUGUGAAGUCCUUCUACACCAGGAACAAGAAGCCAUGUCACAGCAGGCUCAGUCUGGGUGGUGCUCCGUGGGGUAUAACAAUGUUGAAGGACAACCAGGUGGCUGUCACUGUGCCGGGUUCCAGUCAGAUUGUAACAGUACAAGUCAACCCUGACCUAGUGCUGCUGUCAACCAUCACAACCAGCAAACGGUACUUGGGUAUAACGUCUCUGACACCAUCAACACUAGCAGCAAGUUCCAUCUCCCCUCCUUGUGUUGAUAUCCUGGGUAUGACGGGACACGUGCUGAGGUCAAUUUGUCCAGGACAACCUAGUAGAUACAUCUUGAAGAAUCCCCGCUACCUCUGUACCACGAGGACAGGAAACAUCCUGGUGUGUGACAGUGGAUCCAAGUGUGUCGUGUGUCUGACUCCCGAGGGAGAUGAGGUCUUCACCUACAGCCCUACAGGAGACACAUCAAUGAAGUAUCCACUUGGUAUCACAAGCACCAGCACAGGUGACAUCCUGGUGACAGACUACUCUCUACACAGAGUCCUCCAUCUGACUGAGUCAGGACAGUUUGUUAGAAACAUGCUGACAUCACAGGAUGGUGUCCAGAGUCCACGUGGAGUGUGUGUUGGUGGGCGUGGCCGCAUGUACCUGUGUAGACCAGAUUCGGUGAAGGGUGCCAACCCCAUUCUCUUCUGA